This is a messenger RNA of Pteropus alecto (black flying fox), 817 nucleotides long. It is a transcript of the gene REC114, whose product is annotated as REC114 meiotic recombination protein. The record is from RefSeq and is a predicted model, not a curated record. NCBI's taxonomy places the organism in Eukaryota, Metazoa, Chordata, Mammalia, Chiroptera, Pteropodidae. The transcript has 8 exons.
AUGGCGGAGGCGGGAAAAGAUCAGGCGGACCAUGGGCUUCCGGGCGGAGACGCGACACAGUGGCCUCUGCAGCGAUAUGGCCGCUUCAUGCCCUCGGGCACGGGAGAGCCGCCUGGGCCUGGCCUGGAAGCUGGCACGGCCUCUUCCGCCACGUGGAAGGUUUUUGACUCCAAUGAAGAAUCUGGACAUCUUGUUCUCACCAUAGUUAUAUCAGGUCAUUUCUUUAUUUCGCAAGGACAGACACUACUGGAAGGGUUUUCACUCAUUGGUAGCAAGAACUGGUUGAAGAUUGUAAGACGCAUGGAUUGUCUGUUGUUUGGAACAACGAUAAAGAACAAGAGUCGCAUGUUCCGGGUACAGUUUAGUGGAGAGUCAAAGGAGCAGUCGCUGGAACACUGCUGCAGCUGCGUGCAGAGCCUGGCCCAGUACAUAACCGUCCAGGUGCCCGAUGGAAUCAGCCAGGAGCUCGGGCCGUGCCCCAGCUCACUGAGGGAGGAUGAAAGCCAAGGGAAGGAUAGUAGAAAAUGAGCACCGCAACAGCCGAGGUCACACCAGCACCCGGAGCAGCAGCAGUGUGUACCAGCCCGCACAAGUGUUCCAGCAGGAAGGACCUCAGUGGCCUGGUUAGCUCAGUCUCUCCUGGCUUCAGAGGAGCUGCCCCUUGUCUAUGAACAAUCCGCGUGGAAUGCUGAAGAGUUAGGCCCCUUUCUACGCUUGUGCCUCCUGGAUCAGAAUUUCCCAGCAUUUGUGGAAGAGGUGGAAAAGGAACUAAAAAAGCUGAUGGGGUUGAGAAAUUAGUACUCUAUGUACAUGUAGA